This is a messenger RNA of Acaulospora morrowiae, 1177 nucleotides long. NCBI's taxonomy places the organism in Eukaryota, Fungi, Glomeromycota, Glomeromycetes, Diversisporales, Acaulosporaceae. The record is from the annotation of a GenBank genome assembly.
CCGAUAAAAAACUUUCAUGGUCUUCGUGAUUAUUAUUCCCUUGUUAAAAGUCUGAGUUCUAGAAAAAAUAAUCCGGUAUCCACACAAAUGGCGUUGGCAAGGAAUUUUGGUGGGACGAAUGAUGCGGAUCAAGUAUGCAAAAAGCAAUUCAGCUCCGUUAUCACGGCUUUUCAUGGAACGAAAGAAAAACUCAUGGAUUUUUCGGCGGAAGAACUCAUCAAAGCGAAUUUAGAAGAUAAUGGAGCAAGACAUCUUAUGAUCAUUGGAAAAAGUGAUUCCAUCGUUAAUCUCUUAACAUACAAGCUUCGGCAUUGGAGCAAAGAGCUAUCGAACAAGCGGGGUUCCAAAAAUGUUGGGAGAUCUGCUUGGGAUAUGGAACCUGUCAUCAUUCACGGUAGCCAGUUUCCUAAUGAUUUUGACGAUGAUUACCAAUAUGGUGUUUUAAGUAAAAUCAUGAUGUGUGUUGAAGCCGGUAGACCUCUAAUCUUAACUGAUCUCGAAAUUAUCUAUGGGAGCCUUUAUGAUUUGUGGAACCAAAAUUACAUUACUGUGGGCAGAGAGGAUAAUCAAAAGUUUUAUACACGGGUCGCGUUAGGGGCCCAUUCGAAUCCGAUGGUUUGCGUACACGAGAAUUUUAGGUGUAUCCUGGUGCUUGAUGAGAAGAAAGUGGAUUUCGCUGAUCCGCCGCUCCUUAAUCGGUUUGAAAAACAAAAAAUGUCAAUCAAUGAUAGCUUGGAUGAUAGCAUGAAAAGAAUUGUCAAUGAGUUAUCAACUUGGUGUAAACAGAUAUCAACUUUUGUUAAAAAGGGUAAUUUCGCAGAAUCCGAAUUCAAAGAACGUGACACAUUCGUUGGGUUCGAUCCCGAAGAAACGUUGCAGAGCUUGGUUAUUCACAAUUGUACAACUACCGAUUUGGUAGGUGAGAAAUUACUCUUUAAAUGCAAAGAAAUGCUUAUAAACAUCGCAUCCGCAGAUGGUAUCAUAAGAUCAAGAAAUUCUGGAUUAUCUGUCGAUAUUAAAGAAGUUGGAUGUUGGGAAAAUGUUUACUUCCAUGAACAACAUCAUGACUAUAUAGCCACAUAUAUUCAAUCGUUGUUGGAUGAAAGUUCGACGAAAGAUCAGGGAUUUAAAACGAUUAUCAAUACCUUUUCUAAUAUAAAUACUGAUAUUGCACCAU